AUGACAAGUUUUCUACACAAGUUUUAUGAUAAUGUAACACGAAAGAAAACUUAUGAUGAUGAAUCGAUACAAACGUCUCAGUUAAGACGAUGUUUAACUGUAUUUGAUCUUACUAUUUUGGGCAUUGGAUCAACAUUAGGUACAGGAACAUAUAUUCUUACAGGACAAGUAGCUCAUGAAACAGCCGGACCAUCGAUUAUUCUCAGUUUUCUUAUUGCAGCGAUUGCAUCGAUUCUUGCUGGUGUUUGCUAUGCUGAAUUUGGUUCGCGAGCACCACGUGCAGGCAGUGCCUAUACGUACACAUAUGUUAGUGUUGGCGAAAUUAUGGCAUUUAUUAUAGGUUGGAAUAUGAUUCUUGAAUAUGUAAUAGGUAUGUUGAAUUUUUAA
Molecule: messenger RNA, 387 nt
Organism: Adineta steineri
Lineage: Eukaryota; Metazoa; Rotifera; Eurotatoria; Adinetida; Adinetidae
Source: the annotation of a GenBank genome assembly